AUGCAAGCAACGGACGACAGCGCCACUCAGCUCGGACCAAAGGCAGCAAAGGGAUCUCAGGUCUCCGUUUCGGUCCCCGUCGGGUCUACUGAUAUCCACCUUUUCUAUCUUUCCGAAAACAAGUCCUUGGCUUCCCUCACAUUGAAUGGAAGUGCAUGGUCGGCAGUGCUUCCUCCUAUACCAAAGUUUGCCUCGGAUUCAAAGACCAGUUUUGCGGCUGCAGCCUGGGCGGAAUCCUCCCUGAUCGUCCGAAUAUUCUACAUCAACAGCGAUAAAGUCACGAGCAAAUGGACAUUGUUGGAUGGUGCUGAAGGAUUCUGGGUUAACACAGCUGAUACCAUUGGCACAAGACCGGCAGCCAAGGCCAGUGAACCUGUCGCGGCAUCACGAAGCGAAAAUGGAACAGGGCGGUACUUGGAAUACUUUUACACCGCACCAGGAGGCCACAUUAAUUACUUGGCGAAGAACUAUGUCGACGAACCCACGUUCCUGAUUGAAUACGCAAACUUUGAAAUUCCCACUUCCGGUCUCACAAAAGACCAGAAGAUCUCCCUUGGGACUGGUAUUGUUGGUGGUGUUAUUGGUAUCGUAUCUAUAAUUGUCGCCAUAAUCCUGGCAAAAGACAAAUGGAAAUGGCUGAGAUGGUUUCGAUUCUCCACGUCCUCACAGAAGCAGGGCUAUACACAUGUGGCACCUGUUACCAGCGCCACAGCCAUCAACAGAAACUCCCAAGGACCACCCGUGCCGCAUGCAACACUCCCUUGGUAG
Messenger RNA from Grosmannia clavigera kw1407, 768 nucleotides. RefSeq lists its product as uncharacterized. The transcript has 2 exons. Lineage: Eukaryota; Fungi; Ascomycota; Sordariomycetes; Ophiostomatales; Ophiostomataceae. The coding region runs from base 1 to 768 and encodes 255 amino acids. The record is from RefSeq and is a predicted model, not a curated record.